Molecule: messenger RNA, 1384 nt
Organism: Phragmites australis (common reed)
Lineage: Eukaryota; Viridiplantae; Streptophyta; Magnoliopsida; Poales; Poaceae
Exons: 1
Coding region: 171-551 (126 amino acids)
Source: RefSeq, a predicted model, not a curated record
GUCUCACUCGUAAGCUCUUUAUAAAAGCCCUAGCUUGAGACAGGCACCAGUGUUAUAUACUCGUUCCUUUCUAGCUACUGGCGUUACAGCAACUGGAUCGAGAAGAGAGAAAGCAGGAACAGCUUAGUUGAGCAAGAGCGAGUUGUGAGAGAAGCAUUAGAUCAAAUCCGAUGGAGCUGGAGGUUGCCGCGCCGGUGCCGAGCAGGAGGGACGGCAGGAGGCUGGCGAGGUGCCCGCGGCUGCAGCUGGACACCAAGACGGUCACGGCCAUCGAGCAGUCCACAGGGGAGAGCAUCGCCGACGCCAGCGAGGGCGGCGUCGCGAUGCGCGUCAAGAUCGUGCUCAGCAAGCAGCAGCUGAAGCAGUUGGCGGCGGCAGUCGCCGGGGGCGGCUCCUUCGCCCUGCCGCCGUCGCUGGAGCAGCUCGUCAGCGUUCUCAAGCGGCAGCACGCCAAGAAGCAGGCGGCGGCUGCCGAAGUGGUGGCUGUCGGAAGGGGCAGGGGGCGGUGGUCGCCGGCGCUGCAGAGUAUCCCGGAGGAAUGCUUUAGCUAGAUAGCCUUGUUAGCCUACGUGUAGUAUUCCACUAUUGGCAUGUAUAGCUUUCUUCUUCCUGGGUUGCAACCAGCCGAUUUAAUUUGGUUGGGCCAAAGCGAGCGCCCAAUGGUUGCAUCCCAACUUUGAAAUGUCACAUUGUAAUCUGGCAUUUGGAUCGAUCGAUCCAAAAAUUUCCCCUCUGUUUCCGAGAUCUGAUGUACAUACCUGGAAUCUGGAUUCAAUCAGUCAAUAAGACAAUGAGCUAGGAAAGGAACCAAAGCAGCGUGUCAAGUCUCUUUCUCUGCCGUCAAGAUGGUGUCCUGCUCCAUGUGGCUUACUCUGCGUGUGUCAGUGAUCUAGCUGAUGGAGCGUUGCUGCAGGGAAAGAAAUGCCCAAAUGGGAGCCAGCCCGGCCCUAAGAUUCUCUUAAGCAGUACGACAAGAUCUACACAAGAGGGUUACAGUUAUGGUUUAUGACCGGGGUGGGGGGCGUAGUACACCACCAUGGCCUACUUAGUGGCAUGUGGUAUGUGUCAUUUGCACAUGUCUAAUCAGCUUCAGUGCAGAGAAGAUCGAAUGAGAGCUAGUGCUUGUCUUCGUUGUUCGUUCCUUGCACAGAGAAACCGCAAUGGAGCAUCUUGACGCUGAUACUGAUGGCCCGGCCGAUGUUAAGUGAGGUUUUUUAAGAACAGCUGUGGGAGAAAUUAGCGAACGGUGAGUACUGGUAAGACGGGUGCGCAGGGCAGUAGGGUUAAUAGUAGUAGUUAAGCUGGGCAUGUGCACAUAAGGGCCGUGGAAGAAGAGAAACGAAGGACAGACUGACCGAGGUAGAGACAGGUACAGAGAGCAGAA